Molecule: messenger RNA, 312 nt
Organism: Prorocentrum cordatum
Lineage: Eukaryota; Dinophyceae; Prorocentrales; Prorocentraceae
Source: the annotation of a GenBank genome assembly
AUGGACGGCGAGCUCUCCCCACAGCGGUCCUCGAGGACGAAGUCGCUCACCCUGAGCGCCGUGGACGGCGAACUCUCCCCGCUGGCGUCCUCGAGGAGGUCGGCCGCCCCGAGCGCCGUGGACGGCGGCGUGCGCUCCCCGCAGGCGUCCUCGGGGAGGAACCCGGUCGCCCCGAGCGGCGCGGAGUGCGAGCGCUCCCAGGUGGUGUCUCCGAAGAAGGCCGCCCACGGCGUCGCGGGCGGCGAGCGCUCCGAGGCCCUGUCUCCGAAGAAGUCGGUCGCCUUCUCUGAGCCGAGGGGGCCCAGGCAGUGA